AUGCCCCACAGCUCCUCCAGCAGCGACUCCAGCAGCUUCAGCCAGUCUCCCCCUCCCAGCAAGCAGGACUCUUCUGAUGACAUGAGGAAAGUCCAAAGGAGGGAGAAGAAUCGCAUUGCUGCCCAGAAGAGUCGCCUGAGGCAGACCCAGAAAGCAGACACGCUGCACUUGGAGAGCGAAGACCUGGAGAGGCAGAACGCUGCCCUGCGCCGGGAGAUCAAGCAGCUGACAGAGGAGAUGAAGCAUUUUGCCUCGAUGCUGAGCUCCCAUAAAAACAUCCUCACAUCCCCUCCGCCACCUCCAGAAGUGCUUUAUGCCACACACUCCUUCCACCAGCCCCACAUCAGCUCCCCACGCUUCCAGCACUGAGCCAGUGGCACAGCAGCCUGCCCGGUUCCGCUGAUGGCAAGAAGCAAUUCCGUGGGGCUCGCUUUGCCAUCCA
This is a messenger RNA of Charadrius vociferus (killdeer), 442 nucleotides long. It is a transcript of the gene BATF, whose product is annotated as basic leucine zipper transcription factor, ATF-like. Gene Ontology annotation, cellular component: nucleus. NCBI's taxonomy places the organism in Eukaryota, Metazoa, Chordata, Aves, Charadriiformes, Charadriidae. Gene Ontology annotation, molecular function: DNA-binding transcription factor activity, RNA polymerase II-specific; RNA polymerase II cis-regulatory region sequence-specific DNA binding. Gene Ontology annotation, biological process: regulation of transcription by RNA polymerase II. The record is from RefSeq and is a predicted model, not a curated record.